AUGGGGGCGCGGCUGGGCCGGCGGAGCGGAGCCGAGGCGGGCUCGGAAGCCGGGGCGGCGGCGGGGUGCGGGCCCGCGCCCUAUGAGCGCCGGGUGCGCUGGCUCCGCGAGAUCCAGGCGACGCUCCGCGAGCGGCGGCCCGAGCGCGCCCGGCAGCUGCUGCGCCUCCUGCGCCAGGACCUGGGCCUCGAGGGGACCCUCCUCACUGACAUCCUCUACAGGAAUGUGGCCUUCCUCAAUCUGGUGGACCCCAUCUCCCAUGACCUGCUGGUGAACCUGGCCCGGGACCUGCAGUGCCCCAAGACGGACUAUGAGCUCUGGAAGUCCUCGGAUAAGAUCUGCCGGCAGCUCAUCUACCAUCUCACCCCUCACUCCAAGCGGCAGCGAGGAUCCAGCCUGCCCCAGAGGAAGACCCCGAGCUGCCUCAAGAGCAGCCUCCAGAUGACAGAGCUGACCGGGGAGACCGUGAACCUCUCAGGGAUUCGGCUGUCGGCGCGUGAUGUGCAGCAUAUCAUGCGCUACCUGGGAAGCCAGGGAGCUGGGCUCACGGUGCUGGACCUGAGCUUCACAGGGCUGAGUGACGAGCUGUUGCGCCUGCUGCUGCCCAGCCUCUGGACACUGCCCCGCCUCACCCAACUCCUGCUCAACGGCAAUAGGCUGACGAGGGCCACUGCCCGUGAGUUCACCGAGGCUGUCAAGGACCCCACCAAGUUUCCUGCGCUGGCCUGGGUGGACCUGGGCAACAAUGUGGACGUAGCCUCCUUGCCCCAACCCCUGCUGGUUGGCUUGCGCCGGCGGCUGAGCCAACACACUUCACUCCCCACCAUCUAUGAGGGCCUGGACCUUGAGUCUGAGGGUGGCACGGCCUCCACCUGGGGCUCGGCGGCUGCUGGGCCAGGGUCUGAGUCCCAGGCCUGCUGCACGAGGUGACCUGCCACCCACCCUGACUCCUACCUGAGUGCCAACACUCUUAGGCACGUGGGAUGGAGGAUGACGGAGGCCUUCCAGGACCCCGGAGAUCCGGUGUAAAUGCUCAGCCUGGAAUGAAGGGGAUGGAAGGAGACUGGCUUCAUCAAAGGCCAGCCAGUCAGCCCAGGAUCAAGUGUGAGGCUUCUCCCAGCAGGGAGGGAGGGCCCAGCACCUGCAGUAAACGGUGAUGCCCCCUCUG
Canis lupus familiaris (dog) is the source of this 1168-nucleotide messenger RNA. It is a transcript of the gene LRRC75B, whose product is annotated as leucine rich repeat containing 75B. Bases 1 to 930 code for a protein of 309 amino acids. NCBI's taxonomy places the organism in Eukaryota, Metazoa, Chordata, Mammalia, Carnivora, Canidae. The transcript is spliced from 4 exons. The record is from RefSeq and is a predicted model, not a curated record.